Molecule: messenger RNA, 763 nt
Organism: Mercurialis annua (annual mercury)
Lineage: Eukaryota; Viridiplantae; Streptophyta; Magnoliopsida; Malpighiales; Euphorbiaceae
Product: calmodulin-7
Exons: 2
Coding region: 113-562 (149 amino acids)
Molecular function (GO): enzyme regulator activity; calcium ion binding
Source: RefSeq, a predicted model, not a curated record
AAAUUGGAGUCUGAAGGAGAGGCGUAAAAAAAGAUCAGAUCAAAACUCAGAGCAUAUCUCAUUUUUUCCUAUUUUCCUUCUCAUUUUCCCUCUCCCCAAACACACAAAAAGAAUGGCCGAUCAGCUCACCGACGACCAGAUCUCUGAGUUUAAGGAAGCCUUCAGCUUAUUCGACAAGGACGGCGAUGGCUGCAUCACCACUAAGGAACUUGGCACUGUGAUGCGCUCGUUGGGUCAGAACCCAACUGAAGCGGAGCUCCAGGACAUGAUAAACGAGGUUGAUGCUGAUGGUAACGGUACCAUUGAUUUCCCCGAGUUUCUUAACUUGAUGGCCCGUAAGAUGAAGGAUACUGAUUCAGAGGAGGAGCUCAAGGAAGCUUUCCGUGUUUUCGACAAGGAUCAGAAUGGUUUCAUCUCUGCUGCUGAGCUCCGUCAUGUCAUGACAAACCUCGGCGAGAAGCUGACCGACGAGGAGGUUGAUGAGAUGAUCCGCGAGGCUGAUGUGGACGGUGACGGUCAGAUCAACUACGAGGAGUUUGUCAAAGUCAUGAUGGCCAAGUGAGGAACACUCUACCAAAACCUAAUUAAAAAACAUAAAAAAAGGGGAAACAGGGCAGAUAAGUUUGAGAAAUUCUAUUUCCCUUAGGACAUCUUUAUUUGGUGUUAUUAGCUUUUGUUGGGUUGUCUGUUUUUUGUUGAUUGCAUUAUUUUGUGGUACUUUUAUCAUUACUAUCUACUUGUUUGCUCUGUUUCUUGUUUUGUA